AUGUCCUGGUUCCAGAAACAAUUCACCCUCCCCUCCCGCUCUCGCGGCAGCUACCUCAUCACUGACACCGUCGUCAACGAACUACCCGAAAUCCGUGACUACAAAUGCGGACUCCUCAACCUCUUUAUUCAACAUACCUCCUGCGCAUUGUCGCUGAACGAGAACUGGGACGAAGAUGUGCGCGCUGAUAUGAGUGAUGCGCUGGAUCGGAUUGCGCCGUAUGAUAAGAAGGGAAACCUUUAUAGGCAUAGUGCUGAGGGGGAGGAUGAUAUGCCUGCACAUAUUAAAUCCGCAUUGGUGGGCGCAAGCGUUACGAUUCCGAUUACGAAUGGAAGACUUGCGACAGGCACAUGGCAGGGAAUUUGGUAUCUGGAAUUUAGGGCUAGUCGGCAUUCGAGGAAAGUCGUUGCGACUAUCCAGGGUGAGAAGGCGUGA
Molecule: messenger RNA, 435 nt
Organism: Talaromyces marneffei
Lineage: Eukaryota; Fungi; Ascomycota; Eurotiomycetes; Eurotiales; Trichocomaceae
Exons: 2
Coding region: 1-435 (144 amino acids)
Source: RefSeq, a predicted model, not a curated record